Molecule: messenger RNA, 637 nt
Organism: Colias croceus (clouded yellow)
Lineage: Eukaryota; Metazoa; Arthropoda; Insecta; Lepidoptera; Pieridae
Product: protein Flattop
Exons: 4
Coding region: 167-622 (151 amino acids)
Biological process (GO): cilium organization
Cellular component (GO): ciliary basal body
Source: RefSeq, a predicted model, not a curated record
CUUUCCGGCCAACUACAGAUAUGUAAACUUUAAAAAUAAAUUUUGACGACCUUUUGACGCAUAUACAAAGUUUUUGACAUGUUUAAAUCGAUUUCGAUGACGCCUGUGAUAUUUUUGUGUAGAUUUUAUACCAGAUUUCGAAGCUUUAAACUUUAAAGAGUGAAACAUGGCUUUUAAUUUCGAUAGUGGGCAGUUCAACAAAGAGUCGACGCCAAAACGAUUAGGCAACUGGCAAGUACCGCGUUGGGCGCCAACGCGAGCGCGACCCCUCGAAAUGCGUCCAGACCCGAAGCCAAUUUGCGACAUAAAUGGACACUUCUUGCCGGGCGCUCCCAGGGGAACGUCGAGGUGCUUCGGGCAUUAUACCGGCACCUGGGAGCUGCCGAAGAAAAUAACAAGACAAGUCGCGGAGGAAUUGGCGAAGGAACCUCCAGCUGGUAGAUUUCCUGAUUGGAUAAAUCUACGGGUUCAAAGGCCGAAGGUGGUUCCAGCAUCGCGCGUGCGUGGAGCGAAACGCGGCAAAGCGCCAAAGGAGGACACCACAGACAAAGAUGAGCAGUCUUUCAAACCUAAACAAUGCCCGUUCCACGAUCACAAACGUAAACGCACAGUUAAAAAAUGAAGGAACAAGAUGUAA